Molecule: messenger RNA, 2519 nt
Organism: Labrus bergylta (ballan wrasse)
Lineage: Eukaryota; Metazoa; Chordata; Actinopteri; Labriformes; Labridae
Source: RefSeq, a predicted model, not a curated record
AUGGUGAACUUUAUACCGGUACCUCAGUCGACUUCAUGGGAGCAGACUCUGUGAUCCUUCGUACGUCCGUCCAGGGCAGAAGUCAACUCCACCUCCGGACUGAGGCCUUCAAUCUAAACUGGCUCCAUGAGCCGGAGUUCGUGGGCUCCUUCUCCAUCCCCGACACUCAUAGUCCUGACGACGACAAGGUCUACUUCUUCUUCAGGGAGACGGCGGUGGAGGCGGGUCAGUGGGACAAGAGGGUGUACAGCCGCGUGGCUCGAGUCUGCAAGAACGACGUAGGAGGUAAAAGGAGUCUGAUCAACCGCUGGACCACCUUCCUCAAAGCGAGACUGGUCUGUUCUGUGUCCGGCCCAUCAGGAGUCGAUACCCAGUUUGAUGAGCUGGAGGACAUCUUCGUUCUGGAGACCAAGGAUCCACAGAAUCCCACCAUCUACGGGGUCUUCAGUACGUCCAGCUCCAUAUUCCGUGGUUCGGCGGUGUGUGUAUACUCCAUGGCGUCUAUAAGAGCGGCGUUCAACGGGCCGUUUGCUCAUAAAGAAGGUCCAGACUAUCGCUGGGUGGAGUACAAGGGCCGCAUCCCCUAUCCCAGACCUGGAACUUGUCCCAGUGAGACCUACGACGCCCUUCACAAGUCUACGAAGGACUUCCCCGACGAGGUGGUGAGCUUCAUGAGGCAGCACCAGCUGAUGUUUGAGCCCGUCAUACCUCUGAGCGGCAGACCCAUCCUGACCCACGUCAACUCGACCUACAUGCUGAAGAAGGUCGUAGUGGACCGAGUGGACGCCGAGGACGGACCAUAUGACGUCCUACACCUGGGCACAGAUGAUGGGAAGGUGGUGAAGGCCGUGUCGGUCGUCAAAGACAACGGGGAAAACGAGGAGGUCAUUCUGGAGGAGCUGACGGUCUUCCAGAGUCCUACUCCAAUCCUGAGCAUGGAGCUGUCAACCAAACGACAACAGCUGUAUGUGUCCAGUGAGCUCGGUGUGGCCCAGCUGGGUCUGCAGAGGUGUGAGUUAUACGGGACCGACUGCGCCGAGUGCUGCCUGGCCAGAGACCCCUACUGCUCCUGGGACGGACAGACCUGCUCCAGAUACUUCCCCACCAGCAAGAGGAGGGCGCGGAGACAGGAUGUAAAGUACGGAGACCCCUGGAGUCAGUGUCCAAUCACAGAGGACGAUUUAGACUCUGUGGAGGUGAAGUCGGUAUACGGCGUGGAGGGGAAUUCUACCUUCCUGGAGUGUCUUCCUCGGUCGCCGCAGGCCGAGGUCAGGUGGACGGUGCAGCACGCGGAGAGCCAGCAGCAGACUCUCAGCCGCACACAAGAAACCAAAGAGCUCAGCGAUGACCACCGCUCCAUCCACAUGAAGCGCGGGCUGCUGGUUCAGCACCUGGAGCUCUCUGACUCGGGCCUCUACACCUGCUUCAGCCGCGAACACUCCUACAGCCAGGUCCUGGCCCGAUACCGCGUUCACAUCAUCUCCAACGACAGCCUCAACCCAACCCGCUUCCAGCAGAACCACAACCCAAACCAGCACGUGGCCCUCGCACACAUCGGAACAGCUGGAGUAGGGGCUGCUGGGUUUCUGGGCCGGGCGGGUUCUUCUCAUCCAUCCCCUGCUCUACUGCCAGGACACAGGAACUCGUGGCUGCCCCAGCAUCCUCAGCAGCUUCCUCUGAGGAGCUACAAAGACCUGCAAAUGGUGGGGACCAACAGUCUGAGCGUGGACGAGUACUGUGAGCAGCUGUGGUACCGAGAGAAGCGGCGGCAGCAGAAACUGCGCACUCUGAAGCUGAAGCAGGAGAGCAGGAAAGCCCGGGUGAGGAGGAACAACCCUCCUGAGGUUCCUCUUUAGUCUCCUGGGGGAAUAAAAAAAAGACUGACAGGUCCUGUACACGCAGAGGACAAUGAAAGAUUUCAGACUGUUUGCUUUUUCAGCAAAUGACGCCGCCUUGUAAAGUGACACCCCCCAUAUUAACCCUUUAAAGACUGACAGAGAAUCACAGAGACAUUAGUUUAUCUCUGUGCUCAAUAUUUUCACAAUACGACAAAGCAGAACUCAAGAAAUGUAGAUAGAGCAAAUUUUCUCUGAAUUUAUUUUAAUACCAAUAAUCGUUAUUGUUUAGGACGUGGUUUAGAUUAGAUUAGAAUUAAAGAAUGUUUUCUGUAACUUUAAGAUUCAGACGAGCAUGUUCGCAUCAAACGGUUUGAUGUGGAUAGGAACGAUCUGGAGCUGGUGAUCUACCGAGGAUCUUGUAAUCCAGCUCAUUUAUUGACCCUGAUCCAGAUGCAGAGUCGAGAGGAUUACUAAAUCCAGAUUAUCACACUACAUGCUUUGUCCACAGGGAGUGCCAACAUUCACACAACCUGAAAGAGCCUCACAGUAACUUUGAAUUAGAUAUUUAUCUUUUAAUAUUGAUGUUAAAGAGACAGAAUCCUUCAGCCUUGAUGUCUACCUAAUCUUCUCUGUCAUUGUCGUGUAAAAUAGAUUAUAAAAAUGUCUUGAAAACCUUGAAAA